AUGGCCCCCGUACAGAUUGGUUCAGAUGGCCAAUUGGUGCCUGCCGGGGGUCCCACAUCGGCUCUCCAACCUCCUCCUCCAGGGGCUCCCUCUGGGACUCCGGCCACACACGGGGUCCGACUGAGUGUGCUGAUUGAGUUUCUCCUCCAGAGGACUUACCAUGAAAUCACCCUGCUGGCCGAGCUCCUUCCCAGGAAGACAGACAUGGAACGGAAAAUCGAGAUUGUGCAGUUUGCCAGCCGGACCCGGCAGCUCUUCGUCCGCCUGCUGGCUCUGGUGAAGUGGGCCAGCAACGCUGGGAAAGUGGAGAAGUGCGCGAUGAUCUCCAGUUUCCUAGACCAGCAGGCCUUCCUGUUUGUGGACACGGCAGAUCGUUUGGCAUCGUUGGCGAGGGAUGCCCUCGUGCACGCCCGCCUGCCCAGCUUCGCCAUCCCCUUCGCCAUCGACGUGCUCACCACAGGGUCCUACCCCCGCCUGCCCACCUGCAUCAGGGAUAAGAUUAUCCCCCCUGACCCCAUCACCAAGGCAGAGAAGCAGGCCACCCUCAGUCAGCUCAACCAGAUUCUGCGGCACAGGCUGGUCACCACAGAUCUGCCACCCCAGCUGGCCAACCUCACUGUGGCCAACGGGCGUGUCAAGUUCCGGGUGGAAGGGGAGUUCGAGGCCACGCUGACGGUCAUGGGAGACGAUCCAGACAUACCCUGGCGGUUGCUCAAGCUGGAGAUCCUAGUGGAAGACAAGGAGACGGGAGAUGGCCGCGCUCUGGUCCACAGCAUGCAGGUCAGCUUCAUCCACGAGCUGGUGCAGUCCCGGCUGUUCGCUGACGAGAAGCCGCUGCAGGACAUGUACAACUGUUUGCAUUCCUUUUGCCUGUCGCUGCAGCUGGAGGUGCUGCACUCCCAGACCCUGAUGCUGAUCCGUGAGCGCUGGGGCGACCUCGUCCAAGUUGAGCGCUACAUCCCCGCAAAGUGCCUCACCCUUGCCGUGUGGAACCAGCAGGUCCUGGGCAGGAAGACGGGUACUGCAUCAGUCCACAAGGUGCACAUCAAGAUUGACGAGACGGACGGCUCCAAGCCCUUACAGAUCUCCCACGAGCCUCUGCUUCCAGCCUGCGACUCCAAACUCAUGGAGCGAGCCAUGAAGAUUGAUCAUCUAUCUGUGGAAAAGUUGCUGAUAGACAGUGUUCAUGCCCGCUCUCAUCAAAAAUUGCAGGAACUCAAAGCCAUUCUUAAGAACUACAACCCCAGCGAUAAUUCUUUCAUAGAAACUGCUCUUCCCACGCUGGUCAUCCCAAUUCUGGAGCCCUGCGGCCGUUCCGAGUGUCUCCACAUAUUCGUUGACUUGCAUUCCGGAACAUUCCAGCCGAUGCUUUACGGAACCGAUCAGUCAACACUGGACGAAAUGGAGAAGUCCAUCAACGACGACAUGAAGCGUAUCAUCCCUUGGCUUCAGCAGCUCAAGUUCUGGCUGGGGGAGCAGCGCUGCAGGCAGUCCGUCAAACACCUGCCCACCGUGUGCUCCAAAACCCUGCAUCUCUCCAACGCCGCCUCCCAUCCGGCCGGCAGCCUCUCCAAACACCGCCUCUUCAUCCGGCUCACGCGCCUCCCGCAGUACUACAUCGUGGCGGAGAUGUUCGACGUCCCCGGCUGCCCCACGGAGCUGGAGUACAAGUACUACUUCCUGUCGGUGACCAUGCUGGAGGGGGACGAGGGCCCCCCAAGCGCCCAGCUGCUGCAGCAGUUCAAGCCCAACCUGGAGGAGCUGGUCCUGGAUGCCACACCAGGACGGGGGGCCAAGUCGGGGACAAAAAGGAAGUUAUCUGGGGACCAGGGCGCCAUUGAGCCCAAGAAACCCAAGCGGGCGGGAGAGAUGUGUGCGUUCAACAAGGUUCUGGCCCACCUUGUAGCCAUGUGCGACACCAACAUGCCCUUCAUCGGACUCCGCUGUGAGCUGUCCACCAUGGAGAUUCCUCACCAGGGAGUGCAGGUUGAAGGGGAUGGCUGCAGUCAUGCCAUUCGCAUUCUGAAGAUCCCCCCCAGUAAGGGCGUGAGCGAGGAGACGCGGAGGGUCCUGGAGCGCUCCCUGCUGGACUGCACGUUCCGCCUGCAGGGCCGGAACAACCGCACCUGGGUGGCAGAGCUGGUCUUCGCCAACUGCCCGCUCACCAGCACUUCCAGCAAGGAGCAAGCGUCCACGCGGCACGUUUACCUGACCUACGAGAACCCCCUUUCGGAGCCGGUGGGGGGGCGCAAGGUGGUGGAGAUGUUCCUGAAUGACUGGUGCAGCAUCGCCCAGCUCUACGAGUGCGUCCUGGACUUUGCACGGUCGCUUGGAGACAUGCCCUCCUAUUUAAGCCUGUUCUCUGAAAUCCGGCUCUAUAAUUACCGCAAGCUUGUCCUGGGCUACGGCAGCACUAAAGGAAGCUCAAUCACGAUUCAGUGGAACUCUGUGACCCAGAAGUUUCACAUCUCUCUGGGGACUGUGGGGCCCAACUCAGGCUGCAGUAAUUGUCACAAUAUCAUCCUUCAUCAGCUUCAGGAAAUGUUCAAUAAGACACCCAGUGUGGUCCAGCUCCUGCAGGUGCUGUUUGACACGCAGGGUCCUCUCAAUGCCAUCAAUAAGCUGCCCACUGUGCCCAUGCUGGGUCUGACCCAGAGGACCAACACGGCCUACCAGUGCUUCUCCAUCCUGCCACAGUCUCCCACGCACAUCCGCCUGGCCUUCCGCAACAUGUACUGUAUCGACAUCUACUGCCGCAGCCGAGGCGUGGUGGCCAUCCGCGACGGGGCCUACAGCCUCUUUGACAACACCAAGAUUGUGGAGGGCUUCUACCCUGCGCCUGGUCUUAAGACAUUCCUGAAUAUGUUUGUGGACAGUAACCAGGACGCCCGGCGCCGGUCCGUCAACGAGGAUGACAACCCCCCGUCGCCCGUGGGGGUGGAUGUGAUGGAUGCUCUCAUGUCCCAACUGCAGCCUCCUCCAGGCCAGCCCCAGCCAUUUGGGAAGCAGGCAGGUGGGACAGGAGUCUACCCCAUAACGUCGCCCCCCACCUCCUACCACACAGGAGUGACCCCUUCGCCUUCCAUGAUGCCUACGCAGUCCCCAGGGACCAUCCACGCCGCCAGCUCCCCGAGCGGCGCGCUGCGGGCCCCUUCGCCGGCAUCGUUUGGCCCCACCCCGUCUCCCUCCUCUCUGGGGAUUUCAAUGGGGCAGACGUCCAACUUUGCCAGCCCGCACGGCACCCUGGACCCCAGCUCUCCUUACGCCUUGAUGUCGCCUGGUCAGCGCUCCAGCAACUGGCCGGGCUCGCCCCAGGUGUCCGGCCCCUCGCCCGCCGCUCGCAUGCCGGGGAUGUCGCCAGCCAACCCUUCCCUGCACUCCCCCAUCCCUGACGCCUCACAUUCCCCUCGCGCCGGGACGAGCUCCCAGGCAAUGCCGACAAACAUGCCGCCUCCUCGUAAGCUACCUCAGCGCUCCUGGGCGGCCUCCAUCCCCACCAUCCUGACCCACAGUGCCUUGCAUGUCUUGUUGCUGCCAUCGCCCACCCCCUGUCUGGUGCCUGGCCUGGCUGGCAGCUACCUGUGUUCCCCGCUGGAGCGCUUCCUGGGCUCGGUUAUCAUGAGGCGUCACCUGCAGAGGAUCAUCCAGCAGGAGCCCAACCUCCAGAUUGUGAAUUCCAAUGAGCCAGGGGUGAUCAUGUUCAAGACGGAUGUGCUCAAAUGCAGAGUGGCCCUGAACCCCAAGACCUACCAGACCCUACAGCUCAAGGUGACCCCUGAUAACACAGGGCCUUGGUCCCAGGAGGAGCUGCAGGUCUUGGAGAAGUUCUUUGAGACCAGGGUCGCUGGACCACCCUUUAAAUACAACACACUAAAUGCCUUUACCAAGCUCCUAGGGGCUCCCACACACAUCCUCAGGGACUGUGUACGCAUCAUGAAACUGGAGCUGUUCCCAGACCAGGCCACCCAACUGAAGUGGAAUGUACAGUUCUGCCUCACCAUCCCACCCAGCGCCCCGCCUAUCGCGCCUCCCGGGACCAUCGCCGUGGUGCUCAAGUCUAAAAUGUUGUUCUUCCUCCAGCUGACCCAGAGGCUGCCCGUCCCCCAGGAGCCCAUCAGCAUCAUCGUGCCCAUCGUCUACGACAUGGCCACUGGGCUGACGCAGCAGGCGGACAUUCCCAGACAGCCCAGCUCCUCAGGGGCCGCCGCCCUCAUGGUCAGCAGCAUCCUCAAGAGGUUCAACGAGAUGCACCCCCCCCGGCAGAGUGAAUGCACGAUAUUUGCGUCUGUUCAUGAACUGAUGGCAAACCUCACACUGCCCCCUGGUGGACGACCGUAGCACAUCUCGUGGUGUUCAAGAAACUGGACUCUGAAUCCAUAGUGAUCCGAGGGCGUCAAGCAUAGCGGGCAAACUGAUGUCUAAAAUAAUUCCACGUUCCUCAGACUUCAGAUUUCGAACUUUGCUGCGCCUGGCAUAUGGCAACUUUAAAAAAAAAAAAAGAAAUGUAUUAAUGAAAAAGUAGCCAUAGAACACUUUAAAAAUAAAAUACUACAGCAAAUCGAUGGUCUCCUCUCUUGAGGCAGUCCAUGUCUGAAGUAAUUCAAAGAGCUAAAUGAAAAGUAAGAUUUUAUUUUUUCAGAGAUGCACUUCUUAAAUAGGAAAAGAAAUGUGAUAGUUGGUUUUGAUUUGUUUACCUGCAGCCGUAUUUUGUUUUUAAUGCAGUUUCAAGGAAACAUCCAGCCUGAUAUCCUCUUUGUAUGAAACUUUAUUCGAAUUCCUUUUUUUUAAAUAACCGCAACACUGAUGUCUGGGGUAUUUAAUAUUGCAUUCUUUAUUAGUACUGUAUUUAAAUGUCUUUCUUUUAAAUGUCAUGGCUUAAAUUAAACAUUUACAUUCAAACCUGCCCCUUUGAAUACUGUAAAUCUGUGACAAACUUUAUAAUUAAGCUGUAUUUUAUUACGAGUGGAUUUCUGUCUUGAAGGAAUCCGAGGCCUGUUAUAGCCCCUGGGGAGGGAGGGGUAUUUAAUAAACAGACAAAGAAAUCCA
Messenger RNA from Lepisosteus oculatus (spotted gar), 5046 nucleotides. RefSeq names its product mediator complex subunit 14 (gene med14). NCBI's taxonomy places the organism in Eukaryota, Metazoa, Chordata, Actinopteri, Semionotiformes, Lepisosteidae. The record is from RefSeq and is a predicted model, not a curated record. Gene Ontology annotation, molecular function: transcription coregulator activity. Gene Ontology annotation, cellular component: mediator complex; core mediator complex. Gene Ontology annotation, biological process: regulation of transcription by RNA polymerase II.